CAGAGGAGAGAAGAGCGCAGCCGCGUCACCAUGUCGCCUUCAGCCUGAACUUUCUUUCCGCGUCCGCAGGAGUUUUGAUUCCCAGUUUGAUCCAGUUUUUCCUCCUCCGCGCAGCCGCGUGAUGCCCGCCGGGAUGUUUAGCAUCGACAGCAUCCUGUCCGGACGGCCGAACUGUAAGGAGCCGCUGCUGCUGCACCGGAGCGGCCCCGUGGUGCUUCCCGCCGGCCUCACGGACACCAUCUACACCGACUACAGCGGACUGUAUUCGGCUGCCCGCGGACCGUCCCCGCCGGGGGUCCACGCUUUGAGCGGGGCAAGGAUCGGAUAUAACGGCUACUACUACGGACAGCUGCAGGUCCAGGGGCCCGGAGGAGGUCCGCCUUGCUGCGGGGCCGUGCCCGGCCUCAGUCCGCAGCAGUGCCCCUGCUUCCCCACAGGCUACGACAGCCCGGCCUCGGUGCUCCUGUCCCCGGUUCCUCAUCACAUGAUGUCCUACAUGAACAUGGGCAGCCUGUCGCGGACCGAGCUGCAGCUCCUCAACCAGCUGCACUGCCGCAGAAAGCGCAGGCAUCGAACCAUCUUCACCGACGAGCAGCUAGAGGCUCUUGAGGGCCUCUUCCAGGAGACCAAGUACCCGGACGUGGGGACGCGGGAGCAGCUGGCCCGGAAAGUUCACCUGCGGGAGGAGAAGGUCGAGGUGUGGUUCAAGAACCGUCGCGCCAAGUGGAGGCGGCAGAAGCGCUCCUCCUCGGAGGAGUCGGAGAACUCUCAGAAAUGGAGCAAAAAAGCGGAGAAAACGGACGGGACUAAAAGCGACGCGGACUCUGACAGCUGAUGGAGACGGGGACGCGCGUGAUGUAAUGUUGCACAGGUGUACAUAUCGUUUUUGUUAUUGUCUCUGUGACGCUUAUUUAUGUUUAAUUUAAAACUCUUUUUAUGUCGUAGCUCAAAACGCGCGCGCGCACUCACGGUGCACCACGUGACCGUCUGUGGAUGUUAAUUGUUGGUGCACGUGCACGCUCUCGUGUGUAAUUAAUUAGAAAUAAAGUGACAUGAUUAAAAUGUCAGCGGCAGACCGCGCCCUGCGCGCACACGAUGCGCGCUCACAGCGCUGGGCCUCUGGCCGAAACUGUAGAAAUCAGAAGUUUGAAUUUGGAUUUUACUGAAGGCAAAAUGAUACAUGAUCCAUUUUUAAAGCGGAACCUGUUUGGGUUUCUGACAAAUUUCACUGAGCAAAUUAAAAUGACCAACAUGCUGGAACAAAAAUGUGUUUUUAUCUCCAAACCGAAAAGAUGUAAAUUAAAUUUACAGGAACAGCAGCAGAAAGGAAGCUCAUCUGAAGCUGAUUUGUGUUUCAGGGUGUAAAAACGUAUUUUCUUUUAUUUAUCUGGUCUUGUAAAUAUGAUUAUUAUAAUAAAUCUUAUUUAAUCUCUCAGUUAGAGUGUAAAAUAUCAUAAUUUUUGUCAUGAAAAAUUUUGCAAAAAUAAAUUCCUGCACAUCAGUUUUCAGAAAUUAAAACUUGGUUUCAAGUGUUGGCAAAAGAGCAUCUUUGUAACUGGAUAUGAGUGUCUUAUUGUAUCUGUGAAAGGUGUGAAUAAAUAUAAUUUUAUGUAAAUAUGAAACCAGAUAAAUAAAAACCUCUGUGAGGUACAAAUCAAUCUCAAGGCAAAAUGAGCCAAACUGGAAUAGAAAAUUACUUUUCAUUGUUUUGCAAGAGAAACAAGAUGCAGGUUAAAGCUCUAAAACCUGAUUCAAAACAACGUGUUUGCAGGUGGAUAUGUUUGUCAAACAUUCAGCAUUAAAUCAAAUAUGAAAAAAGAACUAAGUUAAAUCUGAAUAAAAAAUAUAAGCGCAAUAUAA
Poeciliopsis prolifica (blackstripe livebearer) is the source of this 1860-nucleotide messenger RNA. It is a transcript of the gene gsc, whose product is annotated as goosecoid. Gene Ontology annotation, molecular function: RNA polymerase II cis-regulatory region sequence-specific DNA binding; DNA-binding transcription factor activity, RNA polymerase II-specific. The record is from RefSeq and is a predicted model, not a curated record. Bases 122 to 835 code for a protein of 237 amino acids. Gene Ontology annotation, biological process: regulation of transcription by RNA polymerase II. Gene Ontology annotation, cellular component: nucleus. The transcript has 3 exons. Lineage: Eukaryota; Metazoa; Chordata; Actinopteri; Cyprinodontiformes; Poeciliidae.